Messenger RNA from Felis catus (domestic cat), 3081 nucleotides. RefSeq names its product zinc finger protein 48 (gene ZNF48). The record is from RefSeq and is a predicted model, not a curated record. The transcript is spliced from 4 exons. The coding region runs from base 384 to 2264 and encodes 626 amino acids. NCBI's taxonomy places the organism in Eukaryota, Metazoa, Chordata, Mammalia, Carnivora, Felidae. Gene Ontology annotation, biological process: regulation of transcription by RNA polymerase II. Gene Ontology annotation, molecular function: DNA-binding transcription factor activity, RNA polymerase II-specific; RNA polymerase II cis-regulatory region sequence-specific DNA binding.
CGGGGCCAAAGUCGGAGCUACAAACUCUGGCAUUGCGGGAACCUGUUAGCCCGAGAACCCAGCGCCGGGGCGGACUUCUCAGUUUGGGGCUCUGGGAUUAAGCGCCCGGCAGCCAGAGGCUCGGGGAUUGGACAAAAGACGGACUGAAGGCGGAGCCGAGGCCCAGAGGAGGGGCCAUGUGACCAUGUGAGGACACAGAAGGUGGCUCUCUGCGACCCAAGGAAACCAGAAAUCAACCUCGCCAGAAACCAACUCUGCUAGCACCUUGAUGUUGGACUUCCGGUCUCCAGAACUAUGUGAAAGUUGAUGUCUUUUGUUUAAGAUUCCUAGUCCGUGGUAUUCUGUUAUGGCAGCUGAAGCAGACUAAGGGCGGCGUGCGGGCGAUGGAGCGCGCGGUGGAGCCCUGGGGCCCGGAUCUCCAGGGCGCAGAGGAGAGGGAGCAGCUGAGAGGCGCCCGCACAGGUUUAGGGAGUGAGAAUGUGGAGAUUGCUCAGCCGGAUGAGUUUGAACAUCCCCCCCAGGAGGAUGACUUGGGGUUCAAGGAAGAGGAAGAUCCGGCUCCAGGUCAUGAAGUAGGAAAUGCCUCUCUCAAACCUGAAGGCAUCCAGACCUGGGAUGACUUGUGGGUCCAGAGAGAGGGACCGGGAAAACCUCAGGCUCGGGACAGAGGUCCCCGGCUCCUGGGAGAGCCACGCUGGGGCCAGGCUAGCGAUCGGGCUGCCGUGUGUGGUGAGUGUGGCAAGAGCUUUCGGCAGAUGUCAGAUCUGGUGAAACACCAGCGGACCCACACAGGGGAGAAACCCUACAAGUGUGGGGUCUGCGGCAAGGGCUUUGGGGAUAGCUCUGCCCGUAUCAAACACCAGCGAACUCAUAGUGGUGAAAAGCCCUACAGAGCCCGACCACCAGCCCAGGGUCCCCCAAAGAUUCCUCGGUCCAGGAUCCCGGCUGGUGAGCGCCCCACUAUCUGCGGUGAAUGUGGCAAGAGCUUCCGGCAGAGUUCUGACCUGGUGAAACACCAGCGGACACACACGGGUGAGAAGCCCUACAAAUGUGGCAUCUGCGGCAAGGGCUUUGGUGACAGUUCUGCUCGUAUAAAGCACCAGCGGACACACCGGGGGGAGCAGCCACCCCGGCCCGUGGUGCCCAGACGGCAGCCUUCUCGAGCAGCCACAGCAGCCCCACAGGGACCCAAGGCCCAGGACAAGCCAUAUAUCUGCACCGAUUGUGGCAAAAGAUUUGUGCUCAGCUGCAGCCUUCUGAGCCACCAGCGCAGUCACCUGGGGCCCAAACCUUUUGGCUGUGAUGUGUGUGGAAAGGAGUUUGCCCGGGGCUCAGACCUGGUGAAGCACCUGCGGGUGCACACGGGAGAGAAGCCCUACCUGUGCCCUGAGUGUGGCAAGGGCUUUGCCGACAGCUCUGCCCGGGUCAAACACCUCCGCACCCACAGUGGGGAGAGGCCUCACGCCUGUCCGGAAUGUGACCGCACCUUCAGCCUCAGCUCCACCCUCCUCCGCCACCGCCUCACUCACAUGGAGCCCCAGGACUUCAGCUUCCCAGGCUACCCUUUGGCCCCCCUGAUCCCCAGCCCACCCCCCAGCUCAAGCCCACCCCCACCUCCUCUUGGCACAAGCCCCCCACUGACACCUCGAAGCCCUUCACACUCAGGUGAUGGGCCUUUUGGCCUGCCUGGCUUGGAGCCAGAGCCCGGGGGCCCACAGGCUGGGGAGCCACCCCCACCACUGGCAGGUGACAAGCCCCACAAGUGCCCUGAGUGUGGCAAGGGCUUCCGCCGAAGCUCGGACCUGGUGAAACACCAUCGUGUGCACACAGGGGAGAAACCCUACCUCUGCCCUGAAUGCGGCAAGGGUUUUGCUGACAGCUCGGCCCGAGUCAAGCACCUCCGCACCCACCGAGGUGAACGGGCUCGGCCACCACCACCAUCCACUCUCCUGAGGCCACAUAACCCCCCUGGCCCAGCACCCAUGGCCCCUCGACCCCGAGUCCGAGCCCAGCCCUCUGGACCCAGCCAGCCCCAUGUGUGUGGCUUCUGUGGGAAGGAGUUUCCCCGGAGCUCAGAUCUGGUCAAACAUAGGCGAACACACACUGGGGAGAAGCCAUAUAAGUGUGCAGAGUGUGGCAAAGGUUUUGGUGACAGUUCUGCCCGAAUCAAGCACCAGCGUGGGCACUUGGUCCUGAGGCCCUUUGGGACAGGGGAUGGUCGGGCAAGGCCCCUCAAAGAGGAGCCGCCAACAGGACUGGAAUGAUGGGGUCCAGGGAAGGUGGAGGCCCAGGAGACCAAAGGGAGGGUAUCGGCUGCUUAAGCAGAGAAGAAAGGGCCGGGGAGGUGGUGGGAGGGAGAAGAAGGGGAAGAAAUGGGAGAAAGGAGUGAAUAGAUAGAAAUAGAGAUUGGAGACAAUGACCUUGAAGCUCAGGAAACUGUCCUGGCUGGGCUCAGUCAGGAUCUUGACAGUGUGGUCUAUACCCCCAGCUUCUAGAACACUGCCUUGUACUCUGAAUAGUGUAGGCACUCAAUAAGUACUUGUUGAAUGAAUAAACUGGCCUUAGCCUGAGGGCCCUUAAAGAACUCUAAAUUCCUGCUGCCUCUUAACCUGUUAAGGAUUGUUCCUACCCAACCUUGCCCUUAGGAGACCAGCACCCUGGCCAGCACCAAACAGGGUUUGACCUGUGUUUACAACAGAGAGACUUCAGGAUUUUGGGGUGGUAGAGAGGCAGGAGCAUCUUGAACCUUCUGAUGGGGAGAGUGUUGCUGUGUGGACUGCAGUACGCAGGCUCAGGCCCCUGGACAUGGCCUUAGCCAGGAAGGGCGCUCUUGGACAGCCCAGACCCAUCUGCCCUGGAGAACCCCAACCUGCCCUGACACCUGGACACUGGCAGAAUAGACCAGAGACAGCAGAAGGAGCACUCCUACACUCGAUGCCAAGCCCAGGUCCUGGUGGACGUCAGCAGAGACAAACUGGCUGGGAGAAGGGCAGGACUGGAGUGAGGAGAGGCCAGGGAAGCUCCAAGGCAGGACAGCCACAUUUCCAUGUAUCUCCUUGCCAAUAAACUUUCUUGUCUGAA